This is a messenger RNA of Trifolium pratense (red clover), 1671 nucleotides long. RefSeq names its product phospholipase A1-IIgamma-like. The record is from RefSeq and is a predicted model, not a curated record. Gene Ontology annotation, molecular function: glycerophospholipid phospholipase A1 activity. Gene Ontology annotation, biological process: lipid metabolic process. The coding region runs from base 78 to 1289 and encodes 403 amino acids. The transcript is spliced from 3 exons. NCBI's taxonomy places the organism in Eukaryota, Viridiplantae, Streptophyta, Magnoliopsida, Fabales, Fabaceae.
AUGACAUACUUAGCUUAUUAAUUAUAUUGAGUUUAUAUUAAUACAUCGUACCAUAUUGUUUAAGGAAGAAUUUAGAUAUGAGUAGCAUAGCAAGAACAUGGAGAGAACUUAGUGGCCAAAAUAAGUGGAAAAAUCUGUUAGAUCCCUUAAACAUUGACCUUCGUAGGUAUUUACUUCAUUAUGGACAAUUUGCUCAAGCUACUUAUGAUGCUUUCAACUUUGAAAAAACAUCUAAGUAUGCUGGUAAUUGUAAAUAUUCCAAAAAGGAUUUUUUUUCCAAAGUUUAUUUGGAAAAAGGGAAUCCUUUCAAGUAUUCUGUGACAAAGUAUUUGUAUGCAACAUCCAAAGCAAAUGGUAGUGAUGCCUUUAUCUUAAGGCCAUUAUUUUCAAAGGAUGCUUGGCGUAUACAAUCAAAUUGGAUAGGGUAUGUUGCUGUUGCCACUGAGGAAGGUAAAGCAGCAUUGGGGAGAAGGGACAUAGUUGUUGCUUGGAGAGGAACAAUUCAAGACUCAGAGUGGCUUAAAGAUUUUGAUUUUGCAAAGGAUCCUGCACCAUUAAUAUUUGGUAGUGACUCUCGUGUAGAAUUACACAAGGGUUUUUACUCCCUUUAUACCACAGAAAAUCCAGAUUUACAAUUUAGUGAUGCUAGUUCUAGUGUCAGAAAUCAGGUCCUGAACGAGAUUAGAAGACUUGUGGAGCAAUAUAAGAAUGAAGAAAUUAGCAUAACUAUAACUGGUCACAGCUUGGGAGCUGCACUUGCAACUAUAAAUUCUGUAGACAUAGUUGCUAAUAAAUUCAACAUCCCAAAAGAUCAACCUCAAAAAGCAUUUCCAGUAACAACAUUUGCAUUCGCUGCACCUCGUGUUGGAAACUCUCACUUCGGAAAGAUUUUCGCUACCUACAAAGAUUUGAGUUCGUUGUUUAUUAAAAAUGUAACCGAUAUUGUUCCAAAAAGUCUCGUAAUAGAUUACGCGAAAGUGGGAGAAGAAUUAGAAAUCGACACAAAAAAAUCUAAGUAUUUGAAAAAUGAUGUUAGUUCACAUAAUUUGGAGGUUUAUUUACAUGGUGUUGCUGGAACACAAGGUAGUAAAGGAGGGUUUAAUUUGGAGGUGAAUCGUGAUAUUGAAUUAAUAAAUAAAAGUAAUGAUGGUUUAAAAGAUGAAUAUCAAAUUCCUGAGCAUUGGAGGGUAGUGGAGAAUAAGGCUAUGGUUCAAGAUUCUGAUGGUACUUGGAAGCUAAAUGAUGAUCAUAAUGAAGACACUAUUCAAAUCUUGCGUUCUAAAAUUUAGUGAGUCAAUUUUACAAUACUUCAUUAAUAAAUAUUAAAUACUAUCUUCGGUCAUUUUUGUAAGAAGUGAUUGACUUUUUAGGUUCAUUGAAUAAUUAAUAUACAUAGAUCAGAUACAUUAAUUAUUUAAUGAAUUUAAAAAGUGAAUUGUUUCUUAUAAAGAUAGCACGAGGAAGUAAUGGUUUGCCAUAUACUUUUGGCUGUUGUGUUUUGUGGUUAUGUAUGUUAAUUUACAAGUUUGAAGCAUUGAUGUUAUUGUUUUGGUGACUUGUAUGUACUUUUUAAUAUUGAGUAAAACUUUACUCAAGAUUAGCUAAUUGACUUUUUAAUGAUGUAUUUUACUUAUUGAAAAAAGGUUUAAUAAAAGAUAAAUUAUUGUGUAC